This is a messenger RNA of Uloborus diversus, 849 nucleotides long. RefSeq lists its product as uncharacterized. Lineage: Eukaryota; Metazoa; Arthropoda; Arachnida; Araneae; Uloboridae. Gene Ontology annotation, molecular function: protein binding. The record is from RefSeq and is a predicted model, not a curated record.
AAAAGCCGAGCAUGGAAUCCUAUACAAUGUUCCUGUAUUUGAGGAUAUGUUUGAAAAUGUAACUGCAGAAGAAUUUAAGACGCUUGAAGUUCUGUGUUCAGCAGUUGGUGAUCCACCAAUUACCUAUGAAUGGCUUGAUCCCAAAAUUCAAAAAAUGAAUCUGAUACUAAUGACUCAGCAUCUAUAGUCAAAGUGGCGGCAGAUGUAAAAAACAACAGCAUUUCAUUCAAAAUUUACACCAGUGGAAACGUUGAUACGAUUUUCGGGAAGUACAGCGAAAUUCUUGCACCCGUCGAAGAAAGAAUUCAGUGGCAAUUUGGAGGCAUUGGGCCUUAUGAAGUGAAGAAUUUGACAGCCAGCGGCAAGUAUAGCUUCCAGUUUAAAUUAUCGGAAUCUGAUGACUGGUCAAAGACCUACACCUGUGUCAUGCUGCCCGAUAUGCCACAGGUCUUAUUUAUAGGUCUUAGCGAUGAUGCUCUCAAAAUAGAAUGGUUCAGAUCACGGGACAAUAUUAUGCGAGAAACAAUCGACAAGCACGAACUAUCAUACUAUGCAAUAAGUCAAGUUCAAGGAAAUUAUUUCGAAAAGAGGGAUUGUGCCGUGACUGUCGAAAUUCCUAAAUGCAGUGGAUCCAGUUAUACGAUCACACCGUUAUUUAAAGGAUCGUAUUACGAAAUACGCGUACGAGCGCAUACUUCAGCGGGCUACGGAGAGCCUUACUAUUUCAUAAUAUACCCUUGAAAUAAGGAAAUUGAGCAUGAGAAUGCAUUUUGGAAAGUUCGAAGCUAUUUCAUUUUUCUUGCUAAUGUUUUUAUAUGUAAACUGCUUUUGAAAACAUUAAACUUUACU